This is a messenger RNA of Magnolia sinica, 1236 nucleotides long. Its product is annotated as probable membrane-associated kinase regulator 1. Lineage: Eukaryota; Viridiplantae; Streptophyta; Magnoliopsida; Magnoliales; Magnoliaceae. The record is from RefSeq and is a predicted model, not a curated record. Gene Ontology annotation, molecular function: kinase inhibitor activity. The transcript has a single exon. Gene Ontology annotation, cellular component: plasma membrane. The coding region runs from base 97 to 975 and encodes 292 amino acids.
UGCAGCUCCCAUGUGAUCCACCCAACUCCCUCUCUACAUUAACAAUUCCACUCUCAUUUCAUCCAUUCUCUCUCUUUCUCAUGGAAAGGAACGAAAAUGGUCAUUCCACCACCAGAAAUUUCAACCACAACCCCCAAAAUUCAAUCUCCUUCCUCCUCCGACUUCGAAUUCACCAUCUCUCUCUCCCCCACUUCUCAAAAACCUUCCCACCUCUGCCCAGCUGAUGAGCUCUUCUACAAAGGCCAGCUCCUCCCACUACAUCUCUCCCCUCGUCUGUCCAUGGUCCGUACUAUCCUCGCCUCUUCCAGCUCCUCCUCUUCCUCCUCCUCCGACGCCCCCACCCGCGACUCCACCAGCAGCUCCACAGACUCCUCAGAUCUCCUCCUCGAAUCUGCUCGCCCCAGCUCUGCUACAGAUGACUUCUACUUAGAUGAAGAUUUCAAAAAACCAAGAAAAUUCAAGUACUUCACCAAAUUCUCCUCUGUUUUCACUCGCAAGGAUAGCAAAAACGUUCCUUCCAAGAGAAUUACUACUACAGCGAAAGAAGUCAUUAGGAAAUACGUUAAGAAGGUUAAGCCUCUCUACGAUAAGUUCGCUUCGAAGCAGAAUUUUCAGCCCAAGACGAAUGUCGUUACACCGACGACAGCAAUCACUGCCGUUGGAUUUGCAAUGCGGAGAGAUUUGAUGUGUGGUGAUGGUGUUGGCAUUGGUGGGAUUUAUUCUCAUUCGUUUUCGGGGAAUUUGAGGUACCCACGACGGAGGAGCUGUAUUUCGAGCUGCCCGUCUUCGAUGCGAUCGUCGCCCAGCCAUUCGGGUGUUUUGCGUGGUGGUGGUGUUGGGGGUGGAGGGAUGUAUUCGGACUCGUCGUCGAUGGAAGAACUGCAGAGUGCGAUUCAAGGAGCGAUUGCGCAUUGUAAGAAGUCGUUGAAGGAGGAUGAUUUAAUGGUGGAUGGUGGGGUUUCGGGUGGGAAUUGAUGAGAUCUGGGGGUUUUUGAGAAGACCCAUUUCGGAUUUUCGUUUGGUUUGGUGAAUGGAUGGGGAAUUUGGGUGCUUGGGAGAUCGAAUUUCGAAGAAAUUGGUUUUUUUUUUUUUUUUUUAAUGUUUGGCUUGAUGGGCUUUUUUCUUCUUGGGGUGUUUGGGUUGAUUGUUUUGAAAUUUGAAUAUUUGGAAUGUGGGUUUGUGAAUUAAAAGCCUGUUACUUCAUUCAAGUAGCUCUGUUUCUCUGUUUCUCUGCUC